AUGGCACUAGCAAACUAUUUUCUUUUCCUUGCAUUUUUUUGCCAAAUUAGUAUUCUUUCCCUUGGUGCAAAAGAGAGCUCCGGGUCCGACGAUGUUUACCAAAUUGGCAUAGGCGGCCCUGAUUCUGAACUUAAAAACCCAAACUUUCUCAACAAUGUAGAUUCCCUCCUCUCCAACCUUAUAUCCGAGUCUUCACUCGGCUUCUUUAAUACCUCUACGGGUGAUGAUGAUUCCGAUAGGGCUUAUGGUUUUUACCUUUGUCGAGGAGAUAUUAGUGCUAACAAAUGCAACAAUUGCUUAAAGGACGUAAGACAAUAUCUCUUAAAUCGACGCCCAUUUGAAUCAUACUCCAACAUCAUUGCAUAUAACACGGAUCUCCAAUGUGUUGUACACUAUGCAAACGACUCUAGACCAUUCGUGUAUAGAGAAAAUAAUACUUUCACCGGUGCUGGAUUUGGAGACGACUUGGCACAAAACCAGCAGUACAACACGACGUUGAUGAGUACGUUGCAAGAACUCGCUAGAGAAGCCAGCUACGGGAAUUGGACAAAGGCUAAUUUCGCGACAAAGGUGGUAGAUGUAACGGGAUCUCAGGAGAAAAUUUAUGUACUAGUUCAAUGUACACCUGAUAUAUCUGCUAUGAACUGCAGCAAUUGCAUUAGUAAUUUAUAUUCUACAUUUCGGCCAGUUGCUAUUGGUGGACGAGUUUUGGGUUUUAAUUGUUUGAUGAAAUUCAAUAACGAGCCUUUCUUUAGCAAUGGCUACCGCAAUUUCAUGGCAAGCUAUUUCCUUAUGAUCUUAGUUUUAUUAUCGACUACAUACAUUACUUUAAUGUAA
Messenger RNA from Chenopodium quinoa (quinoa), 837 nucleotides. RefSeq names its product cysteine-rich receptor-like protein kinase 25. The coding region runs from base 1 to 837 and encodes 278 amino acids. The transcript has a single exon. The record is from RefSeq and is a predicted model, not a curated record. NCBI's taxonomy places the organism in Eukaryota, Viridiplantae, Streptophyta, Magnoliopsida, Caryophyllales, Amaranthaceae.